UGGCUUCCUGGGAGCGGGGCGCUGGGCGCUGGGCGCCCGGGGCAGGUGUGCAUCCGGACGGCGGCUGUGUGUGUCCCAGGUCGAUGGCGGCGGCCGAUGGACCCCGAAGAGGCGAGUACAGACAGAGAGACACAGGGAAAGGCCCCGGGUGGUAAUGUGCCUGGUUGAGCGCACAUGUUCCAGUAUCCAAUAAAUAAAGAGAGUAGAAAAGAUUCUGCGCAGAUGAGGACAGAGGACUAUUGACGGCUGGACCAGAGUGCUAGCUAUGGAGGUUUCCAUGGCGACCGGAGUGCAGCCAGCACCUGCGCGGGACAGCGUGACGUUCGAGGACGUGGCCCUGCACUUCUCCUGGGAGGAAUGGGAGCUCCUGGACGAGGCGCAGAGACUCCUGUACUGCAGCGUGAUGAGGGACAACUUCGCGCUCGCAGCCUCACUGGACUGUUGGCAUGCAGUGGCCAGUGAGGAGACACCUUCUGAGCAGAGCAUAUCUGUGAAAGGAGAGUCACACAUAAGGACUCUGGAGGUAGUAGCUACAUCUCCCCAGAAGACCCAGCCCUUGAAAGUAUGUGACCCUAUCUUGGGAGAUAGUUUGUACUUGGCUGAGCACCAGAGAAUACAUCUUGGGCAGAAACCGUACAUGUGUCGGAAACAGUUGUGCUUGACUACCAGCCUUCAGGAGCAGCUCACACCCUUCAUAAAGUCUGUGGAGGAAGACCUGCCCAUCACGACCUAUGCUGUCCAGGUGCCUUUCCCCUCCGGAGGGACUGGGAAGGACUGCCUAGCCAGCGUGGGAUUCUCUCACGGUCAAGUCACUCACACUGGGGAGCAGUCGAACAAGUGUGAGAGUAUCUUCUACAACAGAAGAAGCCAGUGCAGCUGGCAAGAAUAUAGGAAAGCCUUAGGUGUCACUGGUCCACUCAUGCAGGACCAGAGAUCCCUCAAGAGAGAAGGACCUUAUUCAUGCAGCAUCUGUGGGAAAACCUGCAGCCGGAAAUGUAAUCUCAUCCAGCACCAGAAAAUUCACGCUGGAGGGAGGCCUUACCAGUGCUGCGAGUGUGGGAAAGUCUUCACCUACUACUCCAGCUUCCUGGUACAUCAAAGAGUUCACACCAGAGAGAAACCUUACAAGUGCGGUGAAUGUGGGAAAGCCUUCAGCCAGAGGUACAGCCUCAAUGGCCACAGGAAAGUUCACACUGGAGAGCGGCCUCAUGUCUGCAGUCAGUGUGGGCGAUCUUUUAGUCAAAGGUCCAACCUCACUCAGCACCAGAGGCUCCACUCAGGAGAACGACCUUUUGAGUGUGGAGAGUGUGGGAAGUCUUUCAGCCAAAACUUCAGCCUCGUUUACCACCAGAGAGUUCAUACUGGAGAAAGGCCUCACCGGUGCGCUGAGUGUGGGAAAUCCUUUAGCCGAAGUUCUAGCCUCAUUCAUCACAAAAGACUUCACACAGGAGAAAGACCUUAUAAGUGCAGCAAAUGUGGGAAAUCUUUUAAGCAAAGCUCCAGCUUUUGUUCACAUCGGAAAAUCCACACAGGAGAAAGACCUUACAAGUGUGGGGAAUGCGGGAAGUGUUUUAACCAUAGCUCCAACCUUAAGAACCAUUGGCGAGUUCACACCGGAGAAAAGCCUGUCAAGUGCAAGGAAUGCGGAAAAUCCUUUAGCUGCAAAUCUAACCUCAUUAAACACCAGAGAGUCCACACUGGAGAGAGGCCUUAUAAGUGUGGGGAUUGUGGGAAAUCUUUUAGCCAAAGCUCUGGCCUUAUUCAGCAUCGGAGAGCGCACAUUGGGAAAAGGCCUAGGAGUGCGGUGAAUAUGGGAAUUCCUCCUGCUGCUGCACACCUGACCAUGUUCAACACCGGAGGUUUCACAUUCCUGAAAGGCCCUAGAUCAGGGAUGUGCAGUUUCCUUCCAGAAAAUUCCCCUGGGGCUGGGGAGACAGCAUAAUGCUUCUGCCAAAGUCUCUCCUGUAUGAGCCUCUGAGGCCUCAGGUUCAGUCCCCCAGCACCACCAUAAGCCAGAGCUGAGCAGUGCUCUGGUCUUUCUGUAUCAGUCAGUCGCUCGCUCUCUCUCUCUCGCUCUCUCUCUCUCUUUCUCCCACUCAUAAUAAGGGGCCAGGUGGUGGCUCACCUGGUUGAGUGCACAUACUACAGAGUGCAAAGAUGUAGGUUUAAACCCCUGGUCCUCACCCACCAGCGGGAGCUUCACAAGUAGUGAAACGGCUACAGGUGUCCUCUCUCUCUCUCCCUCCCCUCUCAAUUUCUCUUGGUCUCUAUCCAAUAGAUAAAUAAAAUAUUAGAGAGUGUGUGUAUGUGUGUGUCCCCUGGAGAAGUUUUUAAAGGAUUUACUACCCGAAUUGAAGCACUUAAUCUGAAAGCAGCACAUGGGGGAGAGCCCCAGGCAUGUCUCUAUGGAGCUGCACUGGCGGCUUCUAACCUGCCAGGGCCUUUGCUACAUCUGUGCUUCUGCAGUUUUUGUUUGUUUUCUUUAUUAGGGGAUUAAUGGUUUGCAGUCAACAGUAGAAUACAGUAGUUUGUACAUGUGUAACAUUUCUCAGUUUUCCACAUAACAAUUCAACCCCCUCUAGGUCCUCCUGGGUGGCAGAAUUUGUUCCCAUGUACCAUGGCAAAUCCAGUAGUUACUGCCUUGAGCUGUCAAGGGAAGCUGAGCCCUGAGCCUCCCCCAUGUACUGGGUGUAACCCUGAACAGUCUUGACCUUGUGGUCAUUCUUACAUCCUUGACAAGUGAAGGUAUGACCCUGGCCGGGUUUUGUCUCAUAGAAGUUAAGUCUGAGUUCUACAGACUUGACAGAGCUAUAGUUUCUUUUUCUUUUUUUUUUUUUUUUAUUAGUGAUUCAAUAUUGAUAAACAAAAUUACAUGUCAACCAGGCUCAACCCCCAGUACCACCAUAAGCCAGAGCUGAGUAGUGCUCUCAUCUAUUUAUCUUUUGCUCUGUAUCUCUCAUUAAAAUAAAAUAAAUAAAAUGUUUACAAAAAUUACAUGUCAACAGGGGUAUAAUUCCACACCAUUCCCAACACCAGAGUCCUGAAUCCCAAGUCCCUCUUGCAAACCGCCAUGAUUCUCCCAAGGUUGGAGACAUGGCUUAACUGUCAUCUCUACAACUGUCUGUCCACAUUUGUACAUAAUUGCUCCCUUUUUCUUCCAGGUCCAGUCCUCUCUUGCCCUCCAAGACACACAUCACCCUAUUAUUGUAUCCAGAUAUCUCUCCCCUUUUUCUUCCUCUCCUAGUCCUGAUGGAGCUGGAGUUCAGAGCCCUCUUCUCUUCCUCCUAUCACUUCCCCCCACUGGGAGUAUGGAUCAAAGUUGUUUUUGGGGUGUAGAAAUAGGAGUUCUGGCUUCUGUAAUUGCUUCUCUGCUGGACUUGCAUGUUGGCAGGUGGAUUCAUACCCCCAGCCUGUUUCUAUCUUUCCCUAGUGGGGUAGAGCUCUCAAGAGGCGAGGUUCCAAGACACACUGGUGAGGUCGUCUACCCAGAGAAGUCUGGGUAGACUCAUGAUAGCAUUUGUAACUGGGUGUUGGAAAGGUGGCAGGAUAGAAGGUGAAGCAAAAUGGCUAAAGAACAGGAACCAAAAAGUAGGAACAGCAGAUGAGACUAGGGACUUUAGGGUGGAAGAGAGCUAGAAAGUUUAUUGGAGGCAUGUUUCUAGGGGCCCAUGACUGAUAGUUUUUUGCUUGAGUUUGAUAGCUAGCCUGAGGUUGGAUAAAAACAUUGAGAAAUUUGAUGGUGUCAAGAGUAGAGAAAGGGUUACAAAGUCGGACUAGGGCAGAGAGUAGCUCCAAUAUAGAACUACAUAUUCAAGGACAUGAUUUCCCUGGCCUCCAAUUCACCAUGCCGGGAACUGCUACCUUGUAUUGCUUUGGAUUUCACAGUAAUGAAGACAUGUCUUUGAGAUUCUGUUCACUGUUCUGCUGGAGCAGCAUGAAGGUAAAGAACCGUCUUGGUGUCUCCUGUCUCCUGUGUGUGUGCUGAAGACACUGCAAGGUAAUAGGAGAAUAUAGUUCUCAGGGGCCAGGUGGUGGCGCACCUGAUUGAAUGCACAUGUUACCAUCUCAAGGACGUGGGUUCAAGAUCCCGAUCUCCACCUGCAGGGGGAAAGCUUCACAAAUAGUGAAGGAGUGCUGCAGGUCUCCGUCCCUCCUUCCUUCUUUCCUUCUUUCCUUCUCUAUCUGAAUUGAGAUCUGUAGGCUCCUGGUGGACGCCCACUUCUUCGACACUCCUGCAUCCCAGUGGCAGGCUCUGAUGGCAGCCAACCUGCUCUCACUUUUAUUGUCAACACCUUGAUGGACAUUGUUUCUAACCAAUCAGCUGGUGCCAUGCCCAGUUUGAAACUGAUAAAAGUGAGACAAGCGUGUGGGAAUCUGCCUGUAACCCGUUACCUCCCCUCCCCUCCUUGGCCUCAGUCUCACCCUUUGGAUCUCUGCACCCUGGGACUGUAACACUCGGAGCUGUUCUGCAGAUAUUUCCAUAACAUAACUUCCCCUUCCUUUUCAAAUUCUGCCUCUAUCCAGUAAAAAUCAAAUAAAAUGGGAGUCGGGCUGUAGCGCAGCGGGUUAAGCGCAGGUGGCGCAAAGCUCAAGGACUGGCGUCAGGAUCCCGGUUCGAGCCCCCGGCUCCCCACCUGCAGGCAGGUCCCUUCACAGGCGGUGAAGCAGGUCUGCAGGUGUCUGUCUUUCUCUCCCCCUCUCUGUCUUCCCCUCCUCUCUCCAUUUCUCUCUGUCGUAUCCAACAACAACGACAUCAAUAAUAACUACAACAAUAAAACAAGGGCAACAAAAGGGAAUUAAAAAAAAAAUUU
Messenger RNA from Erinaceus europaeus (western European hedgehog), 4811 nucleotides. Its product is annotated as zinc finger protein 211-like. Bases 266 to 1942 code for a protein of 558 amino acids. Gene Ontology annotation, biological process: regulation of cytokine production; negative regulation of transcription by RNA polymerase II; positive regulation of reciprocal meiotic recombination. NCBI's taxonomy places the organism in Eukaryota, Metazoa, Chordata, Mammalia, Eulipotyphla, Erinaceidae. The transcript is spliced from 6 exons. The record is from RefSeq and is a predicted model, not a curated record. Gene Ontology annotation, cellular component: nucleus. Gene Ontology annotation, molecular function: recombination hotspot binding; histone H3K4 methyltransferase activity; histone H3K36 methyltransferase activity.